Myxozyma melibiosi is the source of this 1670-nucleotide messenger RNA. RefSeq lists its product as uncharacterized. The coding region runs from base 145 to 1497 and encodes 450 amino acids. The transcript has a single exon. The record is from RefSeq and is a predicted model, not a curated record. Lineage: Eukaryota; Fungi; Ascomycota; Lipomycetes; Lipomycetales; Lipomycetaceae.
UUCCGCACGCCGUCGUUUUUCCUGCCGCUUCCUCUUUGCUUUCUUUCGCAUUCCUGCUCGCCAUCGCCCUUUUGUCCACCUCUUUCCCUCGCCCCUUCUCUCUUCCACACUAUUCCUCGCCGGAAGUGCCUCUUCCGCACCUUUAUGCCUCGCAUGCGGAGCUCAAGUCGUGCCGGCAUGAUGCUUCUCGGCUUAGGGCGUCACGACGAGCAGCCUCUUCCUGAGGUCCCGCCGAUCGAACAGCAGUCUCAGCCAUCAUAUCAACCCGCGAACACCUCCAGCUCGUCCGGUGCCGCCCCUAAGCGCACUUUCCAAGCCGCCGACUUAUCUUCCUUGUCUUCUUCGUCCUCAACAGCGUCUUCCUCGCCCUCAAACUCAGAACCAGCGAGCCCGAUCUACGCCGUCUCCAGCCUGCCUCCAUCAGCAUCCUAUUUCCAACAAGGAUUCGUGCCGACCUCCGCCCCUUCACUCUGGCCUCCCACCUCCUCUUCUUCAUCCUCGCAGCAGGGCACCCAUCACCCUCACUACUUUUACAGCACAGGCCACCGACAGAGCAUCUCCAAACGCCUGCCAUCGCUGGACGAAGUGCUCGCAGACGAGAGCGCGCCGCCCUUCAGCUUGACCGAGUUCAUGGCCUAUCUCGCGCAAAAUCACUGCCUAGAGACACUAGAGUUCACCAUGGACGUGCAGCGCUACCGCGAGGUCUACGAGAAUGCUGUCACAAUGAGCCGGCUGAACGACUCUCACCCGCACAACAACGUGCUCGGCAGCAGUCUGAACGACAAAAUCACCAGCGGUCACAGAGAGUUUGAUCACCUGAUGCUGCUGUGGCAUCGCAUCGUGGACUCGUACGUCCAGCGCGAGAGCCCGCGCGAGCUGAAUCUGCCGGCAGAUGUGCGCGACGAGCUGCUCGACAUGCACGAGACGAUCGGCGCGCCGCCGCGGCCGGAGAUGCUCGACGAAGCAGUGUCGGCGGCGAAGGAUCUCAUGAACGAGAGCGUAUUUAUGCGGUUCCUGAACGACACGCAAAACUCACUUAGCCUGAUGCACUCUGAGGAAGGGUCUAUCCCGACGUCGGUGGGAUCAAACAGCAGCAGCAGCAGCGGUAAUCAGCACGGACCCUGGCGUUUCCCAUCGCUUCACAGACAGACCGGCAGCGGUAGUAUGAGCAGCGGUGGCAACAGCAGUGGUAGCAACGGUUUUGGCAACGGCUACUCGCGAUCAAGAAUAAAUUCGCGCUCGCACCACGACAUCGCGCCGGACCAGCAAGUCCACGUCGAGUCCGAAGACGAGUCCUCUCUCUCGACCCGAAGUAGUCCCAUGACUCCUCCCGAGUCUCCUGAGCUGGACAUGACAGACGAGGAAAUGCACGGCACGCUGUCGUUCAACAACAGCGCGAACAGCGCCGGUAGCAGCUCCGGGUCAAGCAGACAUGGUCCAUGGCGGAGAAUGAGCAAGCGGUUCAAAUGGCGCGCCGGAAGUGCGGGCGCAGAGUGAAUGUGAAGAAAAAGAGAGAUUGUGUAUUAUAUGACAGUGUCUGGUGGCUUGUGCUUUUGUGUAUUGUUUUCACUUUUGUUUUGUCCUGCCUUUGGCGUUGCAUUUUGCAUUCCUUUGUUUUUUGAUAAAGUGUCUUUUGAUUAUUUGACAUGGCAUAUAGAUUUGCGUUUACU